Phytophthora nicotianae INRA-310 is the source of this 894-nucleotide messenger RNA. RefSeq lists its product as hypothetical. The transcript is spliced from 2 exons. Lineage: Eukaryota; Oomycota; Peronosporomycetes; Peronosporales; Peronosporaceae. The record is from RefSeq and is a predicted model, not a curated record. Bases 16 to 450 code for a protein of 144 amino acids.
AUUCAUUCGACGAAAAUGGAGCACAUAGCGGCGCAGAUGGAGCGCGACCUGCGCUCCAAGUACAGCCAUCUCAUGGUUAAAUGGUACGAAGCCGUGGACUGGACGGAACCACUUAUCGUGGGGCUUCUCAUCUUCCACGUGGUGCUCUUGGCUACACUCUGGCUCACGCGCAAGCGGCUGUACACUCAGUUCGCGCUCUUCGUGCUCAUCAUCUUGAUGGUGGUGAGCACCGAGACACUCAACAAGUGGGCAAGGGAGAACUGGCGCCUAUUCACCACGCAGCGAUAUUUCGACGAGCAGGGCGUCUUCAUGGGCAUCUUCUACGCGGGGCCGCUCUUAGCUGCAGGUUUCUUCCAACUGCUGCUGAGCAUGAAGAACAUGGUGGAUAUGGUGGUGAUCGUCAAAAGAGCUGAAUACCGUCAGCAACUCAAAGCCAAAAAGAACAAGUAGAACAGUUUAAAACAAUUGACAUGAUGAUUGCCACUUCCUAUCCCUGUUGCCGUGGCGAGCAGCAGUUGGAGCAGACACUUAAUCCAGCUCUUUCACGGGGUACUCCUUCAUCCACAGGUCGUGGAUAAACUCGUACAGCUCGUUGGACACCGACACCUUGUACGGUGUCGGGUUGAGCGAUCUAACCACGUCUUCACGGAUCAGUUCGAACUGCUCCGUCACGUACUGACGUCGCUCCUCCAGAGUCGGCAGCUCGCCCACAAGGCCGCCGUUGGGACCGUCCCAGUACAGACUGUGCAGCGGGAUGACCUGAGAUGGCGUGACGUACGCGCGACGCAGCUCAUCGAACGCAUUCCGACACAGCAUCUUCUUGCCCACCUCCGGGGCCUUCUCGUUGCAUCCGGUCAUCAGAUCAAGCAGCGGUUUGCCAUUGGCACCAAUCAG